Messenger RNA from Molossus molossus (Pallas's mastiff bat), 3495 nucleotides. RefSeq names its product fucosyltransferase 7 (gene FUT7). The transcript is spliced from 3 exons. Gene Ontology annotation, molecular function: alpha-(1->3)-fucosyltransferase activity. The record is from RefSeq and is a predicted model, not a curated record. NCBI's taxonomy places the organism in Eukaryota, Metazoa, Chordata, Mammalia, Chiroptera, Molossidae. The coding region runs from base 1478 to 2500 and encodes 340 amino acids. Gene Ontology annotation, cellular component: membrane.
CCAGGCUGCUAUCGGGCUGCGGCAGGACCAGCGCCUUCCUGUGUGCCCUGCUGCCGCUGGGUGCCCGCCGCUGGGAAAAGCGGUGGGUUCGCACCAGGCCCAGAGCAGGGCGUGGCUCCUGUGGGGUCUCCUGCCAGAGAGGAGAUGCCCGGGCGGGGCCAGAAGCCCAGUGCCACCGUGUUCAUCUCCCUAAAUGCUGGGGUGACUGGACGGCGGGGGCUGGUGACAGCCACCCUCUCUGUUCAGGUCCUGAUGCUGGGCAGCAGGGAGCUAGGUGUGGCUGCUGCAUCCACACCUUGGGUCUGCCAGAGGGUUUCCGACGACCCACAACCCUCCGCCCCUUCUUCGAUAUUGCACAAGGCCUCGCCACAGCUCAGAGGUUCUGCUGUGGGCGGGGAAGCUCUGAGGAGCCACACUCCCCCCUCUAGACCUGCCUGUGUCCUCUGUGGGUCUGCUACCAGCUCCCUGGUUCCCACCCUGAUGGCAGUGGAGGAGCUGGGGGAGGCCAGCAGCCCCGGGACUCAAGAGCGGAGGACAGGAAGGCAGGACCGAGGGAGGCCUCCGGCGCAGCAUGGGGCCGCAGACCCAGUCAGCGGUUCCUGGUUGCUGCUCUUUCUACAACAUCUGGCCCGAAGCCCCAGGCACCCAACUGACCUGAGGCCUCCAGGACACUGAGCACAAGGGCCCGGACCUGCUGGGCCACAUCCUGGACCAAAUAAGAGUCUGGCUGGGGUGGGACAUCUGACCACGCUGACCGGCCAUAUCUCCAGCUCAGAAGACCCAGAGCAAAAGGGGAAGUAACUGGACCUCCAGGCUGGGACCCGGGCUGGCUGGAGGGGGGGAGGAGAAGGGUUCUAGAUCCCAGCCUUCCUCUUCCUAGAUCAGGUGCCAGCCCCCUGCCCGCCUGCGUCAGGGACACAAGGACUCCUUCCCUUUCCAGCCUGGAAAGCCCCCGCCUGCCCCCACCCUCAUCCUGAGCUGUGGGCCUGGAGGAAGAGACCUGGAGCCCCCAAGGACAAUCCUCCCACCCCUGUCCUGCUCAUCAGCCGUCCAGGACCCUGGGCCUGCCUCCAGCCUGGGGUUUCCACAAACAUGUGUCGUGGGGCAGGGGGGAAGGGCCCUGCAGCCGACCGGGGCCAGGCCCAGCCGAGCAGCUGCCCACGGUGGGCAUGUGCCAGGGCCUCACUGGACAGGGCCUCACUCCUCGGACCCUGUGAUGGACCCUCAGUGGGACUCUGAGCUCUGGCACCAGGUGUCCGAGAGGAGCAGGUUGGCAGGGUGGGGUGAGGUGGCCCUGUUAGAAGCAACAGGAGAAACCUCCGCCUCCUGGCAAAGAGCUGAGCACAGCAAGUCUGCAGUGUGAGGGGCUGGGAGCCCAUGGCAGAGCCGAGCAGAUGGGUACCUCUGCCUGGUGGCUGCCGUGAUUUGAGAACCUCGGGUUUCUUAGAUGACUGAUUCUGGGAGCUGUAGAUGAAUAAUGUCGGGUGUGACUGUGCCCAGAAGCUUCAGGCUUUGGUGGGCCUGGGCCGGGGCAGCCCUGCUCGUGGCCCUCUGGCUCCUGUGGCUACCCUGGUGGGGCGCUGGGGAGGUCCCAGUGCCCCGGGGCACACUCACCAUCCUGAUCUGGCACUGGCCCUUCGUCAGCCAGUCCCCAGAGCUGCCCAGCGACACCUGCGCCCGCUACGGCGUGCCCCACUGCCGCCUGAGCACCAACCGCAGCCUGCUGGCCAGCGCCGACGCUGUGGUCUUCCACCACCGGGAGCUGCAGAACAGGCGCACCCAGCUACCCCUGGCCAAGCGGCCACCGGGGCAGCCCUGGGUGUGGGUGUCCUUGGAGUCGCCUACCUACACACAUGGCCUUAACCGCUUCCAAGGUAUCUUCAACUGGGUCCUGAGCUACCGGCACGACUCAGACAUCUUUGUGCCCUACGGCCGCCUGGAGCCCUGCGAGGGGCCCGCGCCCCCUCUGCCGGCCAAGAAUGGGGUGGCUGUCUGGGUGGUCAGCAACUUCCACGAGACGCAGCGGCGUGUGCAGCUGUACCGGGAGCUGGCGCCACACCUGCCAGUGGACGUGUUCGGCCAAGCCAACAGGCGGCCACUGUGCGGGAACUGCCUGCUGCCCACCAUCGCCCGGUACCGCUUCUACCUGGCCUUCGAGAACUCGCAGCACACAGACUACAUCACGGAGAAGCUCUGGCAUAACGCACUGACGGCCGGCACUGUACCCGUGGUGCUGGGGCCACCGAGGGCCACCUAUGAGGCCUUUGUACCUCCUGACGCCUUUGUCCACGUGGACGACUUCAACUCCACCCGAGAGCUGGCUGCCUUCCUUGUGGGCAUGAAUGAGACCCAGUACCGGAGCUACUUCACCUGGCGAGAACGGUUCUGUGUGCGACGGUUCAAAACCUGGGAGGAGCGCUUCUGCGCCAUCUGUGCCCGCUACCCCCACCUGCCCCGCGACCAGGUCUACCAGGACCUCCAGGGCUGGUUCCAGACCUGAGCUCCGGCAGGCAGAGGAGGUGGGGGAGAAUGGCUGAGAAUGGGCUGUGUGGGUGCACAGCUGGAUGGUCAAGUCAAACCACCAGGCCUCUGACUCCCACAGGCAACUGUCAGGCUAACAUGGAGGCUGGAGUCAGACAGUGGGCUAUCUGGGCGGGCUGCCUGGAGGAGGAGGUGGUGGGCAUUGGAGCAGGCAUUUGUGGGGGAGGUGAGAGCAGUGAGGGAAUCAAUGGGGUACGUGAUGUGGAGGUGGAUCGGAGAGGCUGCUAAGGACCUCUCUCCCCACCUUGAUCAAAUCUUGGGUAAGUCAAGGCUGUGCCUUGAUGUGGGGAUGUGGAGACUUGGGGCUGAGGACAUGCCACCCUGUGGUUUGUGGGGGCAAAACCUGCCCCCCUGGAGCCUCCUCUGUACCCAAGGUCCCCAGGCCCAGGGUAUGCAGCCACACUGCCCACUCCGACCACAGGUCUGGAGUCCUGAUGUGCAGCCCUGUGCUGCUGGGCACUGCGCUGAGCAAGCCUGCAGCCCACUCGGGGAGGGGCCAUUGACCAAUAAAGAAAUGAAAGACGAGUGGUAUGUGUCAAGUCUGGGAAGCACAGGACCCCACAUAUCUGCCACCCCGCCACACAGGCCUCCUUGUCCCAUUCAAGGAACUUCCUGCUCCACCUCAAGGACUCCCUCUGCCCGAGACACCCUCCCCCGGAUGGCUCUGCCACUCCCCUGUUCCUCCAGCCUCCACCAAAUGGCUGGGAAUCAGAGUCUUCCCUGACCCCCCAAAGACCGAGUGGGCAAACAGCAGGGGGCAAAGUCAGGAACCUGGCUGCGGGGAGGGUGGAAGAUGCCCGUUCUCGAAGACCUGGAAUUUCAUCCUCAGGCUGGAUCUGCUUUCUGAUGUGGGUUUCCCUCUGCCAGGCAGCUGGUGGCAGGGAGGCAGCGAGGGGCCCCCAGGACGCUGCUGCAGCUGGGGACGCUUGGGGGCAGGGGGCUGAAUAAGAGAAG